AUGUUCUCAGCAUUCAAGACAUUGACCGGGCAAACCGUCACGGUUGAGCUGAAAAAUGAUUUGGCGAUCCAGGGUACAUUAAAGAGCGUCGACCAGUUUCUGAACUUUAAGCUGGAUGAUAUCAAAGUGCUGGAUGAGGCGCGUUACCCGCACAUGUUGGCCGUCAAGUCGACAUUUAUUCGUGGCUCUGUCGUUCGCUCGGUGCACAUUCCCGCAGCUGCUGUCGACACACAGCUUUUGGAGGAUGCCACAAGACGAGAGUCUGAGGCACAGAAGAAGUAA
Malassezia globosa CBS 7966 is the source of this 282-nucleotide messenger RNA. RefSeq lists its product as uncharacterized. The coding region runs from base 1 to 282 and encodes 93 amino acids. Gene Ontology annotation, cellular component: catalytic step 2 spliceosome; precatalytic spliceosome; Lsm1-7-Pat1 complex. NCBI's taxonomy places the organism in Eukaryota, Fungi, Basidiomycota, Malasseziomycetes, Malasseziales, Malasseziaceae. The transcript is spliced from 3 exons. Gene Ontology annotation, molecular function: RNA binding. Gene Ontology annotation, biological process: mRNA splicing, via spliceosome. The record is from RefSeq and is a predicted model, not a curated record.